CACCGUCUCCCCGCCCCCUCUAUUAAACCGGCUGGGUCGUCUUAUCGAGGAAAACCUUCCUCCGUCUGUCAAUCUCCCCUUCCGAUUAUCCCGUUACGCUCCGCCGCUGGCCUGACAGCACCUCAAUAUGGGUUUCGUCGGUGUCUACUCGGCCAUCUACGACUACCAACCCCAGGGACAGGGGGAAUUGGAGUUGCGCGAAGGUGAUCUGCUAUAUGUUCUGGAGAAAAGUGCCGACGACGAUUGGUGGAAGGCUAAGAAGAAGGCGGAUCGUGACGAUGAGGAUGAACCGGAGGGUUUGGUGCCGAACAACUAUGUGGAAGAGGCUCAACCAACCCACACUGCAAAAGCCCUCUACGACUACACACGCCAAACGGACGAAGAGGUAUCUUUCUCCGAGGAUGCCGAGCUGCUGGUGUACGACACCGAGGACCCCGAUUGGACCCUCGUUGGGGUGAAUUCGGAUUAUGGGUUCGCCCCCGCCAACUAUAUUCAAAUCAUCGACCAGUCGGCAGCGUCGGUUCCUUCGCCUCCAUCGCCUGAGCCGGCUCCCCCUUCACUCCCGCAACGACCGGCCGCCCCCCCGGCGGACGAGUCCCCUGCGUCCGCCGCCAGCCCUGCCAUUGACUCCGCCCAGAAUCCCGCCGCGGCGGCCAUCGCAGACAUCAUCCACAAACAGCAUGCGGUCGAUUCCGAACCCCCCCGCUCCGUUCCCCCGCCACCCCAGCCCUCGUACGAACCCGAAGACAGCUACCGCGAACCGUCGCCGCCACCUCCGGUGCUUCCGCAGCGCCCUCCGUCGGGGCAGAUUUCGUCCCCGGUCAUUCGCGAGCCGCCGCCCCAGCCCUCUCCACCCGCACGCACGCACCUCUCAGGCGUCCGACGCGGGGAUCAGGAACAUGUCAAAGAGUCUCCCCCCUAUCCCCGAUUUGGACAGCCCGCCCCACGGUCUCCCUCCGGCUAUCACAUGUACAAUAUCAACGAGAUGGUGGAAGUCAUGGGCAAACGGAAGAAGAUGCCGACGACCCUGGGCAUCAAUGCGGCCACCGGAACGAUCUUUAUCUCCCCGGAGGAUGACGGCGACUUGCAGGAGUGGACGGCGGACAAGCUCACGCACUACGCCGUGGAAGGGAAGCACGUGUUCAUCGAUUUAGUCCGGCCAAGCAAAAGCGUCGACUUCCACGCCGGUGCCAAGGACACGGCCCGAGAGAUUGUCGGUGCCCUGGGGGAGAUUGCGGGCAUCUACCGCGCAGAGGGUCUCAAGGAAGUGGUGGCCGCGGGGGUGGGCGGUGCGCAGAAGACGGGUCAGAUCCUGUAUGAAUUCAUGGCCCAGGGGGACGAUGAAGUGACGGUGGCCGUGGGUGACGAGGUCAUCAUUCUUGACGAGACCAAGUCGGACGAGUGGUGGAUGGUCCGGCGCCUGAAGAACGGCAAGGAGGGUGUUGUCCCGAGCAGCUAUAUCGAGAUCACCGGCACGGUGCCCAAGGCGCCUGCUGGUGUCGAGUCGGGGCUGUCGACCGUCGAAAAGAACCGCCUGGAAGAGUCGCGUCUGGCCAAGGAAGCGUUACACAAGUCGAAGACGGAGGACUCGCUCGACUCUCCCAGCCCGGAGCGAAAACGUGACAGCAAGAGCAGCCACAAAGCGAGCUCUGUAGAACCGGACCCGACCAAGACGAGACAAUGGACCGACCGUACCAAAACCUUUACCGUGGAUGCUCAGUUCAUCGGUCUGCAGGAUGGUAAGAUCCACUUGCAUAAGAUGAACGGAGUCAAGAUCGCGGUCCCCAUCGCCAAGAUGUCCGCCCAGGAUCUGGAGUACGUUGAGCGCGCCACCGGUGUGUCGCUGGAUGAGGACAAGCCGCUGUCGGACAUUCGCAACCGUUCUCAGGCAGAUGGCAAACGAGCCGGGGCGUCUUUCCAACAGUCCGACUACGACUGGUUCGAUUUCUUCCUGAAGGCCGGCGUGGGUCCGCACCAAUGUGAGCGAUAUGCGCAGAACUUCGUCAGAGACUCCAUGGACGAUAGCAUUCUCCCUGAUAUCACGCCCGAGGUCUUGCGCACCCUUGGUUUGAAGGAAGGGGACGUCCUGCGGGUGAUGCGCUACCUGGACACCUUAUUCAUCCGUGGCAAGCCACGAGGACGCAAUGUGAGUUUCGGCGGGGAGGAAGUGAUCGGCAACGGGGAAGACGCCGGGGGUCUGUUUUCGGGCCCUGGGGGCGCGUUGCGCAACAACACCCGCAAGGGCCGGCCUGCGCCAGCGGUCCAGGCUGGCGAUGUCGUGGACCCCAAGGCUUUCGAGCAGAAAGACUCGUCCCAACCAACCGAGCGGAAAGAUUCGCCGCCGCCGUCGACGCCGGCUGAGCAGCCAGUGAAGAAGGGCUUCGAUGAUGACGCCUGGGAAGUCAAACAACCCAAGCCGACCGUUUCGGCCUCGGCUGCGACAACCGCCUCGCCCACAGCCACGGCGUCUCCCACCACCAGCAGCCAGCCUAUCACCCAGAAACAGCUCACGGGGGCCCUGGCCGAUCUUUCCGUCCUUCACCCUCCGCUUCAACCGGCCCAGACCCAAAACGCACCCGUGACCGCGUCUCCCCCGGUCAUUCAACCCCAGGUGACCGCAGCCCCAGUGCAGCCGCAGCCGACCGGUGCGACGCCCGGCUUCUUCAACCAGCUGGGCCAGGCGCAAGGGUUCAGUCCCCAGGCGACUGGCCUGCAAGCGGCGGCCCGACCCCGCCCACAGGCUCCUCAAACCAUGGGCCAGAGCUCUCUCCUCCCUCCUCCCCCACCCCGACCUCUGUCGGCGCCGCAGAACUUCACCCAACCGCCGAACUCCUUUGGCGCUGCUCCCCUGCAACCCCAACUGACCGGCAUCCCGCAAGCGGGGCCCCCGGUCGCUCCCCCCGGACAGAGCCUGGCCGAACUGAACCAGCAGCGCUUCCAGCCACAAGUAACCGGCUUCGCGCCCCAGAAUCAGUUCCAAAAUGGACUGGCCCCGCAACCGACGGGAUUCCAGCCCCAAUCUCAAUUUGGCAUCCAGCAGCAACAGCAACAACAGCCGGGUUUCCAGGGUCUCGCGCCGCAGCCGACAGGCUUUGGCGGUUUCUCCGCGCCCCCGCAGCAGCCUAUGCAGACCGGCAUCAACUCCACUCUCCCGCCUGCCUUGCAACCCCAGCCUACAGCCAUGAAUGGCAUGCCGUACAGUGUAUCUUCACCCCCGCCCGUGCCGCCAAUCCCCCAGCAGCCAACCGCUGCGCCCUUGCAGCCGCAUAAGACCGGGCCGCCCCCGCCCGUUCGCUUCGGAGUCAAGCCCGAGGCGAAGAAACUUGCGCCACAGCCGACCGGCAUGAAAGCCAAUCUUUCACAAGCCACUCCCGCCAACCCAUUUGGCUUCUAAACUGCGAACAACGUGUAUAUAAUUUUUUUUUCUUCCCCCACUAUCUACCGGCACAUGACCUUUCCAGCCUAUACAUUUGAAUUCCCUUUCUUUUUUGCUCUCCAUGGAGACGGACGGGGUUGCGCACAUACCGUAGAUGAUGCUGUCUGUAAUGUGAAAAAAUUCUCUUCUGGACACCGCGAGUUUUGAUUGAGACAAUUAUACAUACAGGAAGAAUCUCGGAGUGUCUUGUUUGUCACGCAGCGCUUCAGCGACUUGGCUUUCCUUCUUUCCUUCUUCUUUUUUCUUUGAAUCUACCUACCUCUGUUAUUUCCUUUGUCUUUCCUUUCCUUAAUUUUUCUUUCCUUUUCUUACCUUUUUCUUUUUGUUGAUUUUCUUUUCUUGUUGACCCAGACUUUUUUUUGACCUGUGAAGAACUGACCCAAUACUGUGUAUGUAAUGUUGAUAUUUAGACUUUUU
Molecule: messenger RNA, 3853 nt
Organism: Aspergillus candidus
Lineage: Eukaryota; Fungi; Ascomycota; Eurotiomycetes; Eurotiales; Aspergillaceae
Product: cytoskeletal protein-binding protein SLA1
Exons: 5
Coding region: 128-3394 (1088 amino acids)
Molecular function (GO): ubiquitin binding; protein-macromolecule adaptor activity; cytoskeletal protein binding
Source: RefSeq, a predicted model, not a curated record